Molecule: messenger RNA, 3097 nt
Organism: Phoenix dactylifera (date palm)
Lineage: Eukaryota; Viridiplantae; Streptophyta; Magnoliopsida; Arecales; Arecaceae
Product: dynamin-related protein 3A-like
Cellular component (GO): microtubule; cytoplasm; membrane
Molecular function (GO): microtubule binding; GTP binding; GTPase activity
Source: RefSeq, a predicted model, not a curated record
GAAAUUUCUCCACCUCCCCAUCUCUCCGCCCUCGUCGCUGCUCUCCUCUCGACCCUCCCUUGCGUAUCCGAAACCCUAAUAGGGUUUUUGCGAAGAAACCCUCCUUUGAUCCGCUCUGAACCCUCGAUAUCGUUGUUCGGAGGCGGAUCAGAUGGCAGAGGAUGCAGUGGCGGCGGCAGCCCCAUCGCCGGCGGCGGCAGCAGCGGCGGCAGCAGCGGGGGCGAUCGGGAGCUCGGUGAUCCCGAUCGUGAACAAGCUCCAGGAUAUCUUCGCCCAGCUUGGGAGCUCCUCCACCAUCGAUUUGCCGCAGGUGGCGGUGGUCGGAAGCCAGAGCAGCGGCAAGUCGAGCGUGCUGGAGGCGCUCGUCGGCCGGGAUUUUCUUCCCCGGGGCUCCGAUAUUUGUACCAGGAGACCGCUCGUUCUCCAGCUGGUGCACUUCCCACGGCGGCAGGAUGCGGGGGAGGGAAUGGACGAGUGGGGGGAGUUCCUCCACUUGCCUGGGAAGAGGUUCUACGACUUCUCCGAAAUCCGGCGCGAGGUUCAGGCUGAAACAGACAGGGAGGCAGGAGGGAACAAGGGAGUUUCUGACAAACAAAUUCGUUUGAAAAUUUUUUCUCCCAAUGUACUAAAUAUUACUUUGGUGGAUUUACCUGGAAUAACUAAAGUACCAGUUGGCGAUCAACCCAGUGACAUUGAGGCAAGAAUUAGAACAAUGAUCUUAUCAUAUAUCAAACAUAAGACUUGCAUAAUAUUAGCAGUUUCACCAGCAAAUGCAGACUUAGCAAAUUCUGAUGCACUUCAGAUGUCUAGAAUUGCUGAUCCAGAUGGUUCUCGGACUAUUGGUGUCAUCACAAAGUUGGAUAUAAUGGAUAGAGGUACUGAUGCCCGUAACUUUUUACUGGGAAAUGUGAUCCCACUCAGACUUGGUUAUGUGGGAGUGGUGAACCGUAGUCAACAGGACAUUAACGUCAACCGCAGUAUCAAAGAUGCAUUGGCCUUUGAAGAGAACUUCUUCCGCAAUCAACCUGUAUAUCAUGGUCUCUCUCAUUGCUGCGGGAUUCCUCAGUUAGCCAAGAAACUGAAUCAGAUUUUAGUACAACAUAUCAAGGUUGUCCUUCCAGCAUUGAAAUCUCGCAUAAAUACUCAAUUGGUGGCUGUAGCAAAGGAGCAUGCUGCUUACGGUGAUGUUGCAGAAUCAAAGGCUGGUCAGGGAGUCAAACUCUUGAACAUUCUUACAAAAUAUUGUGAAGCUUUUUCGUCAAUGUUGGAAGGGAAAAAUGAGGAAUUAUCUACAGCUGAACUUUCUGGUGGAGCACGAAUACACUAUAUUUUCCAGUCCAUCUUUGUGAAGAGUUUGGAGGAAGUUGAUCCUUGUGAAGACAUAACAGAUGAAGACAUCCGCAUGGCUAUUCAAAAUGCAACUGGUCCUAAAAGUGCUUUGUUUGUACCAGAGGUGCCAUUUGAGGUUCUUGUACGAAGGCAAAUAGGUCGUUUGUUAGAUCCAAGCCUUCAAUGUGCAAAAUUUAUUUAUGAUGAAUUGAUUAAGAUGAGUCAUCAUUGCUUAGCUAGCGAGCUUCAGCGGUUUCCUGUCCUUCGAAAGUGCAUGGAUGAGGUAAUUGGGAAUUUCUUACGAGAGGGCCUUCAGCCUGCAGAGACAAUGAUAACCCACAUUAUUGAGAUGGAGAUGGAUUAUAUAAACACUUCACAUCCAAAUUUUAUUGGUGGCAGUAAGGCUGUAGAGAUUGCGCAGCAGCAAGUUAAAUCUUCUAGGUUAUCAGCAUCAAUGCCCAGAUCUAAGGAUGGAAUAGAUUCUAACAAGCCGCAAGCAUCUGAAAAGAGUCUCAAAUCUCGAGCUAUCCUUGCCAGAUCCGGUGCAAAUGGAGUUGUUUCUGAUCCCCUUCAGGUAGUUCGACCUUCUAUGGAUUCUGAAAAGCCAGGUUCAUCUGGAGGUACAACUGGAUCAAUCUGGGGCAUCUCAUCAAUUUUUGGCUCUAGCGAGGAUCGUGCCCCUGCAACAGAGAGUUCAUUGAACAAGUCUUACAAUACACCUUCUCACUCCACUGAACAUUCCCUCUCAAUGAUCCAGUUAAGGGAGCCACCAAUCAUCCUAAAGCCCUCAGAAAAUCAGACGGAGCAGGAGGCUUUGGAGAUAGCAAUCACAAAACUGUUAUUGAAGUCGUAUUAUGAUAUUGUCAGAAAAAAUAUUGAGGACUCUGUACCAAAGGCAAUUAUGCACUUCCUGGUUAAUCAUAUGAAGCGAGAGCUGCAUAAUGUUUUUAUUAGGAAACUUUACAGGGAAAACCUCUUUGAAGACAUGUUAAGAGAACCUGAUGACAUAACUGCUAAAAGGAAACGGAUCCGGGAGACACUCAGAGUUUUGCAACAAGCUUACAGGACAUUGGAUGAGAUACCACUUGAAGCUGAAACUGUCGAGAAGGGUUAUACUCUGGACGCUGAUGGAACUGGUCUGCCAAAGUUUCAUGGGCUUCCUUCAUCGUUCUAUACUACUAAUGAUUAUAGCACAUCAUAUGCUGCUUCUCCCAAGAAUCCCAGAUCCAGGAAGUCAGCUCAUUCGGGAGAACAAUCAUCACCCUGGUAUUCAAAUGCUGAUGCCAAUGGAUUGGGUUCCUAUCCAACAAUCGAUGCAUGAGUGGUUGGGUCUAUUGAUAUUAGAAACUGAAGCUUAGUAGUGCACAAAUGCUGAUGCCAAUGGAUUGGGUUCCUAUCCAACAAUCGAUGCAUGAGUGGUUGGGUCUAUUGAUAUUAGAAACUGAAGCUUAGUAGUGCAUUAAAACAUGCACUAAGUUGGUUUUCUCCCACAAGAUAAUAUCUGAAGUUUUAUUCUUUAGUGCCAGCUCGAUUCCAGUGAGAGCAUUGCACAUUAGAUAUUUGCUUCAUGUAUAGUAAACAUGCUCCAUUUAUUUUCAUCAACAUAUUUGUUAUAAAGUUCACCCAUGAGAAAUAACAUGGCUGCUUCCUUUUGACUUGAGAAGAGUCUUUGUUGCUGAUUUGCUACUGAUAGCUGUCAGACUCCAUGUACGCAGCGGUCUAAAGUUUUUAUAACACAACCUUAUUGAUGCUGUUUAUGCCAAUGUCA